AGCGAUGCAAUUGAAUUCGGGCCGUUCUAGUUCGUGGUCAACGGUCGGCUUGACCUCCGCUUCAAUGCGUUUAUUAGCAGUUAUACUGAUUUUAACCGCACUUGUACUUGGUGAAGUUCGCGAUAAACGAUCUGUUGUGAAACUUUUGACGCAAUUGGGUCCUAACGGAAAUCAAACCCUCGGUAAUUUCGUUGACUUCACUCCACUGCUAGGAUUAAACUAUGGAGAUCCGAAUCCGCGUGUGCGUAGAUCGUACGACUUCAUCGUAGUUGGAGCAGGUCCCGCUGGCUGUGCGGUGGCCAAUCGGCUAUCGGAAGACCAUAGAAUUAAUGUGCUUCUGCUGGAAUUGGGUAAAGCUGAGAUGACCAUUGCCCAGGAUAUUCCGGGGUCGUUUAUUUUUCAAACAUCAACCGAUUAUAACUUCGGAUAUCUUAGUGAAAAGCAAAAGGGAGCUUGUCUUGGGUUGAUUAACGAACAAUGUGCGUGGCAUCAUGGACGAGGCUUAGGAGGUUCAACGAUCAUCAACAACAUGCUGUACACGAGAGGAAAUUGGAGAGACUUCGAUCUGUGGAAUGCAUCCGGCAAUCCGGGUUGGAGCUACAAAGAAGUGUUACCGUACUUCAUCCGAGCUGAAGAUGCCAACUUGCGAGACUUUCAGCACAAUGGAUACCAUGGUAAAAGAGGCUACUUGUCAGUCGAAGACUCGCCGUACAGAACCCUACUAGCUCCUGCUUUCGUGAAAAGUGCUCAACGAACCGGACUUCCAUACAUCGAUUACAACAGCCGGGAUCAGUUGGGUGUAUCAUACUUUCAGUUCACGACGCGACGUGGUUUGCGAUGGUCGGCAGCACGAGGAUUGCUAAACCCAAUUAAACGUCGCAAUAAUCUUCACGUGCUCGCGGGAGCUUGGGCUACAAAAGUUCUUAUAGACGAGAGUUCAAACAAAGCUUAUGGGGUUGAAUAUACCAGAAAUAAGCGAACAUUUACGGCUUUAGCGAAACGUGAAGUCAUUUUAUCAGCUGGAGCAUUUGGAAGUGCUAAACUACUCAUGCUAUCUGGCAUUGGACCUAGAAAACACUUGAAGGAGUUAGGCAUCAAGAGGAUCAAGUCUUUGCCGGUUGGUGAAACUCUAUACGAACAUCCGGGUGCAAUUGGACCCGUUUUUACUGUUUCGAAGCCAAUCGAUAAAAACAUCAACUUUGAACGUCUUAUCACUGUACCUAACGUGAUCAGCUACGUCUUUGGUAAAGGACCGUUCACGUCGGCGUUCUGUGAAGCAGUGGCGUACGUGAAGACACCGUAUUCACCAUACUCUGAUCCGGAUUGGCCAGAUGUUGAGUUGAUACUAGUCGCGCUCCAAAUAGGAGAUGAUCCUACACCGGGGGGACAGAACUUUUUCCGGGUGAAGAGUUCUAUCCUUAACAACUAUUUCCGACCUCUUUACAAUACCCGGGCCUUCAUGUAUCUUCCCAUGCUGAUGCACACAAGGACGAAGGGAUCCAUGAAGUUGAAGUCCACCAAUCCGUACGACCACCCAGAUUUCAAGUACCAAUACUUUGAAGACGAACGCGACUUGAAGGCCAUCGCACAUGGAAUACUAACUGCCAUCAACAUCACCGCCCAAAAGCCCUUCCGCGACUUGGGGGUCAAACUGUACACGGUUCCGCUGCCGGGCUGUGAAAGUUUCAAGUUCAACUCCUUCGAUUACUGGCAGUGCUACGUGAGGGUGCUCACGACGACCUACUACCACUAUAUCGCAACUACCAAGAUGGGGCCAGCGUCCGAUCCGACUGCCGUGGUUGAUGCUCGUUUGCGUGUUCACGGUGUGAAGAAAUUACGCGUUGCCGAUGUCGGAAUCGUCCCGACAGCUCCCUCGGGUCACAUCUCAGCUAUUGCGUACAUGAUCGGUGAAAAAGCUGCCGAUAUGAUCAAGCGUGAUAAUUAUUUGGAUUAGAUUUGAAUUAUACUUGCCAUAACUUUGAGCGUAUAGAUUACUUUUGAAAUAAAAAUGGCAAAAAAUUACGACCUAAAUAAUCACAGCCAAUACUAAGUUAUAUAAAAAAAAUCGCAUUAGAGCUUCAACCAUGCGAAGAACAUGAUCGUAAACACCCGCGCAACACAAUAUAAAGAACAUUAAUCAUCGAUCGUCAAACAGUAACAGCUCGA
Culex quinquefasciatus (southern house mosquito) is the source of this 2166-nucleotide messenger RNA. RefSeq names its product glucose dehydrogenase [FAD, quinone]. Lineage: Eukaryota; Metazoa; Arthropoda; Insecta; Diptera; Culicidae. The coding region runs from base 5 to 1954 and encodes 649 amino acids. Gene Ontology annotation, molecular function: flavin adenine dinucleotide binding; oxidoreductase activity, acting on CH-OH group of donors. The transcript has 2 exons. The record is from RefSeq and is a predicted model, not a curated record.